UGCCCUGAAAGCCAGAGACAGAGAAGAAAAAUAGCGCAAAGGCCUGCUUGAGAAACAGGAUCCAGGAAAACAAAUACAAGAAGCAGGAAAGAAAGCACGUAGCAGCCCACUGAAUUCCCAGGGUUAGACUUGUCCCACUCCAGCCCUGAGAGGCAAGAUAACCUCAUAUGCAUCAUUCUUAGACCAGUCUGCAUUAGCAGUUAAAUAAACCCGGUUACAAAUGGGCCUGGGAGUGAGGGGCAGACUCCUCAGGGGAACACAAACAGCAGUUUGAGCUCAGGAGACCAGUGGCAAAUCACCAUGGGCUGUGCUGGGGGAACAAGCCCCGGGCUUGGCAGUCUUGGGCAGAACUGGGACCACCUCGGGGCAGAGUUGUUGUAGGAAGACUGGUGAAACAAAAUGAGCUUUUGGGACCUACUUGAGAUUUCAGUUUCUCCUGUCCAGCUUUCCGACAGCUAAGGUUUAUGUGUCUGAUUCAAAUGGAAGCCACCUUUCAACCACUCAUCCCUUUUCUCCAGCUCAGCCCCAGGGCACCCGGUUUCCCUGCAUUUUGGUCAUGUGGCCUCUCUUCUCAAAAGGACCUGGGUUCCAAAUCUAGAAUGACCAAAGUGAGCCACUCUUUUCGCCAAGGCAGGUUUGUCCCAGCAAACCCAAACGUAGAAAGGCAGAUAACAGAGGACGAUGAUGGAGGAGACUCAGCAGUAUUCCUGCCCUGCUCUGCUGCUAUCUGCUAACUGCUUCCUUAAUUACUGUAGAUUUGUUUGGCUACAUAAAACGCCCUUGUUCUUUCCACAAGAAACUUCUACUUGACAAAAGACUAAGCUCAGCCCAGAAAUCAGGAAUUGUCACCUGAUGUAGAUGUCUGAAACGAGGGUGGCUUUUUUAAAAGGAGUUCCAAUUUGGUGAGGAGAAAGAAGGCCCCAUCUUCAGGUGUACUCCUGCAACAACUGUUGUAUCAUAUGUCCCUGGACCUGGAAAGGCAGCAGGAGCAGAGGAGCAGUAGGCCAACUUGAGGGGUGGCUUGGCCACCUGGGCUACCACCGCCACUCUCCUAAAAUAGGGAGGCAGCUGGCUCUGCCCCUGGCCAGCACGAGCUUUCAUGAGCCCAUCUUACCCUAAAGGAUUUCUAGCACUGCUUGGUACCAGGUUCCCCUCAACUUUUACUCAGUCUCCAAAGAACAGAAGUGCAACAGACAUCUGCAAGAGAGAGCUAGACAGAAUCCACAUCUGGGACAAGGUACAGAAACACAGACAACCUGAGGCCCCUCCUCCUGCCCUAUAUGAUUCUGGAAAGAACUAGACCUAAUGAGGGAUGGCCUAUUCCAAGAAUAAAAUAAUCUUGAUGCGUGGACUACUCCAGGUAGCAGUGACCUAGCCUUUUCUUCUGUUCAGUCUGCCCACAUGCAGGGAGCCCUCCCAGGUGACCUAGCCCUUACAGGCUAGAAGCUAGGAUGUGUGCAGGUGUGGCCAUAAAUACAACACAUCAUGGCUCCUGCUCUUGCUGUAUGUCCCUGCACUUACUCCUUGAAGUUUAGCUGGCUCUAAUCCUAUCACUCAACUUUGUAUAUCUGUUGUUUAUCUUCUUGCCUACCUGUUCCAAGGUGACUUGCAGGAGUUGACUUAAUUUAACUCAAAUUAGGUCACCUCUUAGUAUCAGAAUACAGUAUUAAGCUGUUUAACCUGGGAGCCCAUCAAUUACCUAAAACUAAUGGCAAAAGUAUUAUGGAUCUUAAGGAAGUAUUAAUCAGGUAAAGAGGUGAUACAAUCUCCUUAACAAACAGUCAUUUAAAAAAACUUCCCGCUCUUUUCCCUGCCGCCACCGAGUGGCAUGGAGGCGGAGGGUCGGUGUGUUCCAAGAUUCAACUUCACCCAUAACUCGCCACCACGGACGAGGAAGGCAUUGCUGCUGGAGGUGUAAUGGACAUCAAUACUGCUUUACAAGAGGUGCUGAAGACCACGUUCAUCCACGAUGGCCUAGCAUGUGGCAUUCAGGAAGCUGCCAAAGCCUUAGACAAACGCCAAGCUCAUCUUUGUGUGCUUGCAUCCAACUGUGAUGAGCCCAUGUAUGUAAAGCUAGUGGAGGCCCUUUGUGCUGAACACCAGAUCAACCUCAUUAAGGUUGAUGACAACAAGAAACUAGGGGAAUGGGUGGUCCUCUGUAAAACUGACCGAGAGGGGAAACCCCGCAAAGUGGUGGGUUGCAGUUACGUGGUGGUUAAGGACUACGGCAAAGAAUCUCAGGCCAAGGAUGUCAUUGAAGAAUAUUUUAAACGCAAGAAAUAAAUAAAUAAAAAUUUUGGCUCACUUAAAAAAAUAAAAAAACUUCCCCUCA
Molecule: messenger RNA, 2332 nt
Organism: Cavia porcellus (domestic guinea pig)
Lineage: Eukaryota; Metazoa; Chordata; Mammalia; Rodentia; Caviidae
Product: small ribosomal subunit protein eS12-like
Exons: 1
Coding region: 1918-2283 (121 amino acids)
Biological process (GO): translation
Cellular component (GO): cytosolic small ribosomal subunit; ribosome
Molecular function (GO): structural constituent of ribosome
Source: RefSeq, a predicted model, not a curated record